Molecule: messenger RNA, 501 nt
Organism: Aplosporella prunicola CBS 121167
Lineage: Eukaryota; Fungi; Ascomycota; Dothideomycetes; Botryosphaeriales; Aplosporellaceae
Exons: 1
Coding region: 34-501 (155 amino acids)
Molecular function (GO): protein binding
Source: RefSeq, a predicted model, not a curated record
GCUUCUUCUAAGGGCCACGAGAAGAUCGUUCAGAUGCUGCUCGACAAGGGUGCCGACUUGUUAGUACCUAAUAAGGACGGAUGGACGCCACUGCACGGAGCGGUCACAAAGGACCUAACAACGGCGAAGCUUCUACAAGAGGCGGGAGCCGAUAUCCAUACUCGCAGUAAGGAUGGCCAUACACUACUUCACGAAUCAGUGUCCUCUAGUCAACUAGAAACUACCCAGUGGCUCGUUAGCCUUGGACUAGGUUUAAACGAGGUCGAUACCAUCGGCCAGAGUCCGCUCCACCUCGCGGCCUCGAACGAUUGCCUAAAUAUCGCAACGUUUCUACUAGAAAAUGGCGCCUUCCUCGAUCUAUCAGACAUUAUUAGCCGGACUCCACUACACUGCGCGAUCCAUACCGGCAGCAAUGUGACUUUAAAGCUACUACUCUCAAAAGAAGCAAACCCCCAUCUCCUCGACACGUACGGGAAAAGCGCCACCGACUGGAUACAUUAA